AUGACGGAGAACUUACCCGAGGAGGUAACGAAGUCGAGUUUCCGCCGUAAGGUAUGGGACUACAUGACGAAGAACGAGCUGGUGAACUUCCCCGUCAACAUAUACAAGCGUAUACCGAACUUCAAAGGCGCCGCGGAGGCGGCGCAGCGACUGAUCGACCUGGAUGAAUUUAAGAAGGCGAGAGUCAUAAAGAUAAAUCCGGACAAGCCACAGGAACCAGUGAGGUUUUUAGCUCUGGAGGCAAAUAAGGAAAUCAUCGUUCCCAUCCCCAGGUUGAGAACUGGCUUGUUCCUACAUGUUACGCCGGUUGCCGGCGCGACAAAGGAACAGCUGAAAACAUUGGCUUCCAUGCGCGGUCUGGAGCAAACGGGUAAACCACUUGGGCUAGAUUCCCAUAUCAAGGUAGAUCUGGUUGUGCUGGGAUCUGUAUGCGUCAGUCGGGACGGAUACAGGCUCGGCAAGGGGGAAGGUUUCGCGGAUCUUGAAUUUGCGAUGAUGAUGAAAAUGGGCACGAUAACAGAAAACACGAUUGUUGUCACGACAGUGCACGAUUGCCAAAUCGUAGAUCACUUACCACCGCAAUUGUUCAAAGAAUAUGACGUGCCGGUAGAUAUAAUUGUCACUCCGACACAAACUAUCUACGUAGAGUCGAGACUGAAGAAACCGUCUGGCAUUCUGUGGCAUAUGCUUAGCGAAAGAAGACUCAAAACCAUGCAGGUAUUACAGCAGCUCAAAGAGAUGGAUGAAAACAAUGGCAAAAUCGUAGUCCUGAAGGAAGUCGAUUCCGACGUGGAGACGCGCCAUUAUAUCAAGAAUCGUGUUAAAUAUCCGAGAAAUAGGAAGCGCUUCAAUGCGAAGAGAGAUGUGUCCAAUACAGAAAACAUCGUGGAAGGCGAAAAGGAUAAAGUUGACAAGCCGCGCCUGCCACGAAGGCGAACGUAUAAGAAGCCAAAAGUCGAAGAAGAAAGUAAUCCUCCUAAUGCUGAAGUAGAAACAAAGGUAGAGAACAGCGCGAAGAAUGCGUCCCGGCGGCGUAAGAAUCUUCGUGCUAGAACGAAAACGCAUAUCGACUUUUCGUUGAAGCUCUCUAACAUCUCGUCCGGCGUGAGAGUCCGCGAUCUGAAGAACGCUCUGCUGAUGCGUGGCGUUAAACCGAGUGAGAUAACUUGGCAGGGCUACCGUGGCAUUUGUUAUCUUCACUUCAGCAAACUCAGGAGCGAGGCCGCUCCGCCAGAUCAGCCAGUUCAGGUAGAUUCGAUUGUGGCGAAUUUGCAACAGCUCCGAAUCGGUGAGUCCGUGAACGACGAAGAGGGAUUCAUAUACGUAGAACCUGCGAAACCGAUUUCCAGAAUUGAAGUGACCGAUGUGACAACCGUCUAAACGUUUAUCGAAAAACUACAUCGAACAGGCAAUUACGUAACAGGUAAUUAUUUCUCGGUCGUUUACAUUUCGACGUCGAAUGUAGGGAUGGACGUCUUCCAAAGUCAAUCCUUUUUCUAUGAGAAUUUUGUCACGUAUACUGACAAUGAGGUGUCUCAGACAAUGCGCAUUUCUUCUCAGUUAUAAACUCUAAUGAAUUUUGUCUGUAAAAAGUGUAGCAAUAUUUAAUUAAAAGCUAAAAUUGGCAUUCUUUAGCUUUUUUAUCUAACUUUCAUUGUUUUGUCCAUUAAUUUAAGAAUCACUUUAAUUAAUAGCCAUUAAUUAAAGUGCAUUUUAAUUAAUUAUUUAAGUGUUCUUUAAAAUUAAAUGAAUUAAGUGGACCACGCAACCAAGUAUUUAUGACAGUAAUAAUAGACCAUAAUUUAAAUUGCUAAUUAAAUUUAAUAGCUGAAAGAAAUUGCGCAACUUUUGGGGCAUACUGUACCUUAAUUUUUUUUUUAUAGACAUUAACUUGAAUACUUAAAGCACACGCAUUAUAUAUUAACGUUAUUAACAUGCGUUUCGUAUAAUUUCACAUUAAUGUUAUUUUACUUAAAUCUAUAUAUUGGAGUUGUACUUGCGAAUUACUCCGAAUACAUCGACGAGGAUUUGCGUUCGGUUUAAACUAAGAUGUGAUAUAUACCUAGUGUAGUGCGAAUAUUAAUAUUUAAUAUUAAUAAUGAUUACAAUUAACAUAGACAUACCGCAUAUUUUUGGUUGACGAUUUUAUUUAUACAUUUACAUUAAUAAGCCGUUACAUUUUGACGAGAAUAUAUCGGGUAACUUUCCAGUAAAUUCGUCGCAACGCCCACGAAAUAAUCUGUGAUCAAAAGAUACUUAGGAGUAAGAUAGUUGGUCUAUGGGGAGAAACAAUAACAAGCACAAAGUCGCUGAAUGGAUUGAGAUAUAAAAAGAUCAUCAAAAUUAUAUUAGAUCGGUAUCUUCGCGCUGUUCCAAACCAAAAUAUUUUCUUUUAUUUGUUAACGGUUAGGUUUGUAAUUUUAUAAUGUGCAAUAAUGUAAAUUGAUUAUUGCAUAUUAGAUUCCCUCUGAUUGUAUGAAAUUGAGGAUAAAUGAAUCUUUGUUCAUUAGUGAGAAGUGAUUCGGAUAAUUUGGGCAAAGAGUUAAUCUCUUCUAGUCUGAAACCAUUAAUGAAAAGUCAAAAAUAUUUCUUUUUGGCACAGAUUAAUGUACAUAAGAUACAAUAUGUGUGACCUAGAAUUAAAAAAAAAAAAAAGAAAAUUACAUACCCCGUAGAUACGUUGACUGUUGUUGUGUCUCUUCAUGGAGUAGCAAAACUCGUUGUGAAUUACUAUUUUCAUUCUCUGCAAAAAUAUGAGUUGAGAUUAAUAGAUAGAGUAGAAUGCAUAUCUGCGAUAAUAUCUGAUGGUAAUCAUCUAAUGUUAUGGACUGAUGACAAUAGUUUAAGUGUGUCGUUUGUAAAGGACAUCCGAAACAGAUGGAAAUGAUUAACAUUUCUUCAUUGUUUAAACAAAGAGAAAGAAUACUCUAUUUUUCUGAACAAAAAAACACACGGACAUACACACAUAUGUAUACACGCGCAUAUAUAUUCUAAAAAAAAGGAGAUAUAUAUACAAAUAAUAUAUUUUCAUGCUCUAGCCGCUUUAUAGACAUGUUGCGGUCUUCCAUAUAUUGCCAUUUGAGCGUGCAGGGAAAACAAUAGGUGCUUGCGUGUCGGCUGACAAAACAGAGAAACGGCAAUACUUUGUGAUAUUAACAAAUAUGAUUUAUUUACUUUUAUUGUUUCUAAUCGUGCCGGUGACGUAGAACUUAUGGUGAUUGUUUCUACGCGCAAUAGACUUUAUCUCGCUAUUACUUAUAUAUAUAUAUAUAUCAUGUAUAUAAAUCUUGCGUAUAUAAAGGAAACGUUUCUUUUUAUCAAA
Messenger RNA from Temnothorax curvispinosus, 3322 nucleotides. It is a transcript of the gene lost, whose product is annotated as methenyltetrahydrofolate synthase domain-containing protein. Lineage: Eukaryota; Metazoa; Arthropoda; Insecta; Hymenoptera; Formicidae. The record is from RefSeq and is a predicted model, not a curated record. The transcript has 5 exons. Gene Ontology annotation, cellular component: cytoplasm. The coding region runs from base 1 to 1380 and encodes 459 amino acids.